AUGCCAGUUUUACAUGCUUUUCUAACAGUUGGCUCUGAAGUUUUUUUGUCAUCACAAGAAAAAAUUCAAAUGUUGUUAUCAAUGUGUGAAAAAACUAUUUGUGACAAUGAUAGUGACGAAAUUGGAAAAGCGCAUGCAGCGAAAAUGCUUGAGGUCUUUGUUUUACAAAGUCAAGGUCAUCCAAAUUCUUGUUUGCCACAUAUUCUUCGUUUGGUAUUAACUCAACUUCAAAUUUCAAUAAAAGAAGAGACUACCUUAGAUCAAUAUAAACCACAACUUUUAAUGGUUUUGGUUGCCGGGUUCUAUAAUGAUUCUAAUUUGUCUACAAGUAUUUUUGAACAAUUUCAAAUUAAUUCAACACAAAAAACUACUUUUGAAUGGUUUUUGGAAGAAUUAUAUGAAAAUAGAGACAAUUUUGAGGGAAUACAUUUUCGUAAAAUGUUAAUAUGGUUUUUAUGUCGUCUUUUAUCGAGUGGUUUAAUUCCUACAAUGUUUCAACAAGAAGCAACAAAGGUUUAUUUAUUUUUUAAAUUAUUUUAA
This is a messenger RNA of Meloidogyne enterolobii, 540 nucleotides long. Lineage: Eukaryota; Metazoa; Nematoda; Chromadorea; Rhabditida; Meloidogynidae. The record is from the annotation of a GenBank genome assembly.